UUGUGGCUUGUGCAUGAAUUCUUCAUACAUGACAUAACGGCGCAUAAUCCAUCAGUUACUGUUCAAGAUAUAUGGCGAGGUCUAGAAGGCGUGUACAAGAAAGGACUGGCCAGAUCAAUCGGUGUUUCCAACUUUAAUGUGGAGCAGAUCGAGCGUAUUCUUAAAAAUGCUGCUGUACCUAUUCACAAUAGUCAGGUCGAAUUACACUUAUACUGGUCUCAGCACGAAUUACAUAAUAUUUGCAAGAAAAAUAAUAUUUCACUGACUUCAUAUGGAUCGUUAGGGUCACCUGGUCGUGUGAACUUUUCACUUCCCACUUACAGCAAAUUAAAUUGGCCAUCAGCUCCAAAUCCACUAGAAGAUCCUUAUGUUAAAGAGCUAGCUGCUAAAGACAGGAAAACUCCAGCUCAGAUUUUAUUGCGAUACGUCUUGGAUAGAAACAUUGCCAUAAUACCAAAGUCCGUCAAUCCGGCACAUAUCGUCGAAAAUUUCCAAUUGUUCGACUUCUCGUUGACUUCUGACGAAAUUCAUCUACUCGAAUCAACACCGCAUCGUCAACGACUUUUCAUGCAAGAAUUCCUGGAAGGCCACCCUGAAGAUCCAUUUGCCGCAGAAAGGAAGCAUUAA
This is a messenger RNA of Angiostrongylus costaricensis, 627 nucleotides long. NCBI's taxonomy places the organism in Eukaryota, Metazoa, Nematoda, Chromadorea, Rhabditida, Metastrongylidae. The record is from the annotation of a GenBank genome assembly.